Messenger RNA from Umbelopsis ramanniana AG, 2375 nucleotides. RefSeq lists its product as uncharacterized. The transcript has 8 exons. Bases 24 to 2087 code for a protein of 687 amino acids. Gene Ontology annotation, molecular function: serine-type endopeptidase activity. NCBI's taxonomy places the organism in Eukaryota, Fungi, Mucoromycota, Umbelopsidomycetes, Umbelopsidales, Umbelopsidaceae. The record is from RefSeq and is a predicted model, not a curated record. Gene Ontology annotation, biological process: proteolysis.
UUUUUUGGCCAUUCAAGACAAAGAUGAACGGAUUUCAAGUACUAACUCCAGAGAAGCUGGUUGAUUUACCAAAAGUUGGUAUUCUAGUAACAUCGCCGUCUGGUGAAAAAGCUAUUUUUUCGCAGUCUGUAUACUCUAGUCAGGAAAAAAAGUCCGCACCCACACUUCAUGUUAUUGAUCUGACCACUUCUGAAGUGCGUCCUUUAACAUCAACUUUCAAGUAUGGAACUCCAUAUGAACCUGUUUUUCUUGACGACAGAAACAUUAUCUUCCUUCAAGCCCGAGAUGAUGAUGACUUUGCUCAUAUCUACGUUGUGGGAGUAGACUCUGAAACUGAAGAGCCAUACCAACUCUCGAACUUUCCAGUUGAAGUCGGUGCAUUGAAGUACAAUAGUGCCUCAGGACUCUUGGGAUUUGCUGCCGAAGUAUAUGAAGAUGGAAGAAUGGAGACGGUCAAAUCCAUAGAUGAAAGCAUUGAAUCCGCCAAAACAGAUUCAGGAAUGGUCUAUAAUAGUCUUGGCGUUCGGGCGUGGAAUACAUACCUCCCUCCAAAAGGCAAAAGAAACAAUGUCUUUGUUGUGAAGGUUGAUUUCGACGGCACAAAGUACGCCAUAAGAGGAUCUUCAGUUAACGUCUUGUUAAACACAGGGAUGACUGUACCACAUCCGAUGUAUGGUGAUGCUGAUGACUACGAUUUCUCUCCUGAUGGCAAGCAAAUGGCAUUCAUUUGCAAGUUGGACUCUCCAGAUUUUGCUUGGAAAACCACCCAACAAGUGUUCAUUACUUCAACCUCAGGAGGUAGCAUACCCCAGUGCAUCAAUAGUGAUAUCGACGCGUACUCUUACUAUCCCAAAUAUGCACCGGAUGGCACUCUUGCAUACCUGCAGAUGAUGCAGCCUGGAUAUGACUCUGACAAAGUUCGUGUCAUACUUUAUGACGGCAAAAAGCGCAGAAACAUCACUGAAGAUUGGCCACAUAGUGCUAUGUCCCUUGCUUUUUCACCAGACUCUCAAUCCAUCUAUGUUACAGCGGAUGAUCAAGCACAUAUGAAAAUAUUUGCUAUCAACCGUAAGACAGAAGAAAUCAAAUCUCUCACCCAUGAACAUACUGCAACGCUUGUUUCAACGUCUAAAAACGGAAUUAUCUUCAGGCUCGCGUCCAUGAAUUUCCCACAUCUUAUUUGCAAUUUAAACUUAUCGACUAUGGAAAUGCAGGCGUACACCAGGACAUCGGAUCUUCAUUCGGCCUUCAAUGGAAUGGAGCUCCCCAAACCCCAAGCUUUUUGGUUUGAAGGCGCACGUGAAGAUAAGGUACAUGGGUGGAUUCUAAAGCCAGUAAACUAUGUGGAAGGAAAAAAGUAUCCAGUGGCAUUUUUGGUACAUGGAGGACCACAAAUGCCUUUCCGAGAUAACUGGGUGCUGGAUUGGCAUCCGCAGAUAUUUACAUCGGCUGGUUAUGCAGUGGUUGGAAUCAACCGACAUGGAUCCACGGGGUUUGGAAGCGAUUUCUGUGAUUGCCUUCAGGAAAAUUGGGGAUCGUAUCCAUAUAUAGAUCUCGAGAAGGGGUUGGCCCAUGCGCUAGCUCAUAAUGACUUUUUGGACUCACAAAACGUUUUUGGUUUGGGAUUCUCUUUUGGUGGUUAUUUGAUUAAUUGGCUCAAUGGCCACAGCAAGCAAUUCAAAGCUUUUGUCAAUCACGGUGGCAUGUUCUCACUUCAAAGUACAUAUUAUGGAACAGAUGAACUUGCAUUCCCUGAAAGAGAGUUUGGCGGUACUCCCUUUGAUGAGCAUGCCCAAAGCAUCUAUGAAAAAUGGUCUCCAUCUUCGUACGUGCGCAAUUGGAAGACUCCAACUCUUGUUACUCAUGGUGGUCGAGAUUAUCGAAUCCCUGAAACUGAGGGAAUAGCCACUUUUACUGCUCUUCAGCGACAAGGGGUUCCUUCCCGUUUUUUGUUCUUCCCAGACGAGCCUCACAGCAUAACACGACCUGCCAAUUUGUUACGAUGGUAUAAAGAAGUUCUAGCGUGGAUGAACGAGUGGGUUGAUACCACCUCGGUUGAUCUCGAGAAACAUGGCAAUGCACAGUAGAAUGGCCACAUGGGAUAAUCAAACGAUAGGAAAAAGGAUCUUUUGUCCCCAAGUUGGGAAAAAGGAGAUGACGAGGAGCUUUUCAUCUGAAUUAUCUGAUUGAAUGCGUAUGAAUAACUGAUGAUUAUAGAGUCUAUGGGUAACCAAAAGAAGCAUUUCGAUAUCAUUUCAUCAGCCAUUACCGAUGCUGGAAAAAUCGCAUCUGCCCAAGGCUGAUCCUUUGAUUGUUUCUCAUCAUUUGUUGACCCUUCAUGUAGUCUCAAUAAAGAAAGUGAAUUAUUUCAUCUA